Messenger RNA from Propithecus coquereli (Coquerel's sifaka), 903 nucleotides. RefSeq names its product potassium channel regulator (gene KCNRG). Gene Ontology annotation, molecular function: protein binding. The record is from RefSeq and is a predicted model, not a curated record. Gene Ontology annotation, biological process: negative regulation of delayed rectifier potassium channel activity; protein homooligomerization. The coding region runs from base 21 to 839 and encodes 272 amino acids. Gene Ontology annotation, cellular component: endoplasmic reticulum. Lineage: Eukaryota; Metazoa; Chordata; Mammalia; Primates; Indriidae. The transcript has 2 exons.
UAGUCUGAAGCUAGGGAAGAAUGAGUGGUGAAGAACUGAUCACUUUGAACGUAGGAGGGAAGAUAUUUACAACAAGGUUUUCUACCCUGAAGCAGUUUCCUGCUUCUCGGUUGGCACGAAUGUUAGAUGGCAGAGACCAAGAAUUCAAGAUGGUUGGUGGCCAUAUUUUUGUGGACAGAGAUGGUGUUUUAUUUAGUUUCAUCUUAGAUUUUUUGAGGACUCACCAGCUUUUAUUACCCACUAACUUUUCAGACUAUCUUAGGCUUCAGAGAGAGGCUCUUUUUUAUGAACUUGAUUCUCUGGUUGAUCUCUUAAACCAACACCUGCUACAGCCAAAACCUGCUCUUGUGGAGGUACAUUUCCUAAGCCGGAACACUCAAGCUUUUUUCAGGGUGUUUGGCUCUUGCAGCAAAACAAUUGAGAUGCUAACUGGGAGGAUUACAGUGUUUAUAGAGCAACCUUCAGCACCAACCUGGAGUAGUAACUCUUUCCCUCCUCAGAUGACUUUACUUCCACUGCCUCCACAAAGACCUUCUUACCAUGACCUGGUUUUCCAGUGCGGCGCUGACAGUACUACUGAUAACCAAACUGCAGUCAGGUAUGUUUCUAUAAAACCUGAUAACCGAAAAUUGGCUAACGGAACAAAUGUCCUCAGCUUACUGAUUGACACUUUAUUAAAAGAAGGCUUUCAUCUGGUCAGUACCAGAACAGUACCCUCUGAAGACAAAACUGAAUGCUAUAGCUUUGAAAGGAUGAAAAGCCCUGAAGCACUCACCAUGAACAAAACACUGCAACCAGAGACUACCAUCAUGCCAGAGCAAUCUCAGAAAAUGAAAUGAAGUUGUCUGUUCCCUUUCAGGGAAAUUGCCAUUUUCUUGUUUGGAAAUUCUAUACUUAGGGCAU